AGAUAAUAAUCGUCUCUUCUGUCUUUCUGAACAGAAUGCUGCCGUUUGGUUGAAGACUGCCUGCAGUGGUAUCCAGAUGAGCGUAUCGAUCUGGAAAGGAUCCGUUACCACGGGUGGUUUCAGGUACUGAGCGGUUUAUGCACCUGACACCCAACAAAAAAGGGUUUUGAUUAAGUUGUUGGUUUAUUGCGAAAUCUGGAAGUUGGCAAGUCGGUAUAUGUCAAUAUCAUAUAUUUACUGUACACAAUACACCACUUAUAUUAUUGUUCGUUUCAGGACAAACAUCCUGAAGAUGACCUCCAGACUCCCGUCCGCUCUGGGAGCGAUGAUGUCAUUCCGUAUGCAGAUGAUGCUGGGUCUGACAUUUUAAUUCUUCACACUUCAAACGGUCAGUCUGAAGAGAAGCUGGUGGACAAUGAGAAUCCCGGUGUGAUCAUUCAGGAAAUCAAUUGCUGCCAGUAUGAGAUCGGCAGAGAGCUGGGCCAAGGCGGUUUUGGAACCGUCUAUGAGGGAACCCGUGUGCGGGAUGGCGUGAAGGUUUGAUUAUUUUUCUGUCUUGUCCUCAUUUUUAAAUCUCUCACUAUUGAUCUUGUCAAACCGUAAUGUAUCCAAUGUCCAUGACGUUAGUGCUUUGAUCUAUUGAAACCUGACCAAACACGCUCUUUAAUGUUGUAAAUGUAUUAUAGUAAAGUUGUGUUCAGGAUGAAUGCUUACUGAAAUCCAUUGUUUGUUUUGUUGAUCAGGUGGCAGUGAAAGUUGUCAGGAAGAACGAGCAUGUAAUGAAGGAUUACAUGGACAUCCCGGGUUAUCCUGAACCCAUUCCUCGAGAGGUCUAUCUUCAGAUGCUUGCCUGUAAGGGAGAACAUGUUCCUGUGAUUGUCCGGUUUCUGGACUGGCAGGACCGUCUGGACCACUAUGUCAUGGUCCUGGAGCGCCCUUCUCCCUGUGAGGACUUGAGCGCUUUCAUGAUCCGCAACGGAGGCAGACUCACCGAAAAACUAGCGCGACUUAUCAUGGAGCAUGUGACAGAAGCCGCUGAAAUCUGCUGCAAUCGUGGGGUUUUCCACAGGGACAUAAAAAUGGAAAACCUCCUGAUUAACCCGUGCACGCUCGAUGUCACACUGAUCGACUUCGGGUGCGGCGAUCUGCUUAAAAACUCGGCUUACACAGAGUAUAUGGGUAUGUUUUAUCACUUUUCUUUCCUGUGAACAGCAGUUUACAUAAAUACUAAGAUGAUAUCUUCAGAUAGUGCCUCUGCUCACUUUUGAGACGUCACAUUUUUUGCACGCUUUUCUUUAGGCACAAGGAUCUACACUUGCCCUGAAUUCAUCAAAACGGGCAAGUACCAUGGCAAGCCAGCGACGGUGUACUCACUGGGCGUACUGUUGUUCGCUUUGGUGUGCGGGAAAUUUCCCGACCGUCAUGACCGGCACCGGAUAAAUAAGAAAAUCUGGCACGAAGACGGUUUGACUGAAGGUAAGAUCUUCAUCAGACCAACUGUCAUUCUGAACGAUACAACACAGAAAACUAGUAUUAAUAUAAAACCGGUUAUAAAAGAUUUUUUGAAACGCAAUCAGUCAGAACAGGUAUGAAGUGACAUUCAAAUAUUUUUUUUUGCACAGAUUGUUGCGAUUUGAUUCAAGCCUGUAUGGAGAAGAAUCCAGAAAAGCGGAUCCAGCUGGAAGAGAUCCUUAACCACAAGUGGUUUUAGGUACCGUGCUAGAGUUAAGUCUUUUUAAGUGUUUUAGCUUUCUUCGCAUCCGUUUCCCUACAUCCAGGAAAAUGUUUCUGAAUCUCUCUGUCAUCUCUGUCUGUCUCUGAAUCUAUCUGUCAUCUCUGUCUCUCUCUGUCUGUCUCUGA
Messenger RNA from Triplophysa rosa, 1860 nucleotides. Its product is annotated as serine/threonine-protein kinase pim-2-like. Gene Ontology annotation, cellular component: cytoplasm. The record is from RefSeq and is a predicted model, not a curated record. The transcript has 3 exons. The coding region runs from base 780 to 1208 and encodes 142 amino acids. Gene Ontology annotation, biological process: negative regulation of apoptotic process; regulation of mitotic cell cycle; protein autophosphorylation. Lineage: Eukaryota; Metazoa; Chordata; Actinopteri; Cypriniformes; Nemacheilidae. Gene Ontology annotation, molecular function: ATP binding; protein serine/threonine kinase activity.